AUGGAAAACGCAGAUUCAAACCUGGAACCCGAUGACGCAGAUCUAGACGAGGCAUCAUUCAGCAACGAGGGUUUCUCAACCAUACAAGAAAACAUCGAAUCCCUAGGUAGCGACAACCACCACAUGCAGACAGACUCGGGUGAGAGUUAUCUGCCCAAGUCAUUGCUAGACGCUGUAAAAGACAGUUACGAAAUGACACCUAUCGAUGGGAGUUUUCAUUCCGAGAGGUUGGAAGAUCAUUCACAAAGCAGCAGCAAUGAAGAGAUAAAUAACUCCAGUGAGUAUCUAUUUCCUGAAAAUCUAGAGGACGAAAUAGCUAAUGAAUUGGUCAAGAAAUCUUCUGGCUCUAUGGGACAUUCACACGUGCAAAGUCCAAAUAUUUUCGCUAGGGACAACUAUUUCAAGCGGCCUUUAGACCCUGUUGGAAGCAGUUUUAUUAAACGCACUGCGGGACCUCGAAUCAGUUCCUUCCUAAAGAAACCCCUUGAUACCAUCGGCAGUAGUUUUAUUAAGAAGAGUAUCGGUUCCAGAAGCAAUUCCUUUCACAGAAGACCAGUCGAUAUCAUUGGGAGCAGUUUCAUAAAGAAAAAUAUGGAUUCCAGAAAUAAUUACUUUUUGAGACGACCCAUAGAUAUUAUUGGCAGUAGUUUCAUUAAAAGGAAUAUCAAUUCCAGAAGUAAUUCCUUUCUCAGAAGACCCCUCGAUGCUAUAGGGAGUACUUUCAUUAAGAAAAGUAUCGAUUCCAGAAGUAAUUCUUUUCAAAGAAGACCUCUCGAUGCAAUUGGGAGUAGUUUCAUUAAGAAAAGUAUCGAUUCCAGAAGUAAUUCUUUUCAAAGAAGACCUCUCGAUGCAAUUGGGAGUAGUUUCAUUAAGAAAAGUAUCGAUUCCAGAAGUAAUUCUUUUCAAAGAAGACCUCUCGAUGCAAUUGGGAGUAGUUUCAUUAAGAAAAGUAUCGAUUCCAGAAGUAAUUCUUUUCUUCGAAGACCCCUCGAUGCUAUAGGGAAUAGUUUCAUUAAGAAAAAUUUCGAUCCCAGAAGUAGUUCCUUUCUCCGACGACCCAUCGAUACAGUUGGGAGCCGUUUCAUUAAACGAAAUAAUCAAGGAAUCAACUUUUUGAGAAGACCACUAGAUAAAAUUGGAAGCAGUUUCAUCAAGAAAAACAUCGACUCUUUCGACGAUCCAUUUCUGAAACGACCGAUUGAUCCCAUUGGACGAGGUCUGAUAAAAAGAAAUGUCGAUUCAAUCCGUCGAUCGUUUCUCAAAAGGCCACUGGACACCAUUGGUAGCAGAUUUAUCAAACGGAGCAAUAACGGCGCCAGACUGUUCACUAGAAGACCUCUUGAUUCAAUAGGCAGUGCAUUUAUCAAACGCGGGAACAUCUUUUACGACGCAGGCGGAGACUACACCAAGCGACCAAGCAAAAUGUCAUGGAGAGGUUUCUUGAAGAGACCACUAGAUACCAUCGGGUCUAGUUUUAUCAAAAGAGGACCAGUUGUUGACCAUAGUUCCGAUUAUUAUAUGGAUUAA
Molecule: messenger RNA, 1527 nt
Organism: Candidula unifasciata
Lineage: Eukaryota; Metazoa; Mollusca; Gastropoda; Stylommatophora; Geomitridae
Source: the annotation of a GenBank genome assembly